Cuscuta campestris is the source of this 1772-nucleotide messenger RNA. Lineage: Eukaryota; Viridiplantae; Streptophyta; Magnoliopsida; Solanales; Convolvulaceae. The record is from the annotation of a GenBank genome assembly.
ACGACCAAACGAGCUCCGGUCGGGAUGAAAUUUUAGUAUGUUGUUCCUGAGAUCCUCUUCUUCAUAUCCAACGGUGGGAUUGUUGUUUUGACCUCUAGAUGUCGGUAAAAUCGCCUCUGUUUACUGCUGCGUUUUUAUUGGGGUUUUCUCACUUUUGAGUGAAGAUUAUUGUUGUUUGGUGUUCCAAGUUAUUACUUGAUGAUUGUGUGUACCUCUAAUUGAUUUAGAGAGGAUUCUUGGUGUACCCACUGAUUUUCUUGGUGAUUAGUGGAAGGCUUCGUGGUUUUCUCCCCGAUUUGGGGUUUCCACGUUAAAUCUUGGUGUUCGUUUAUCGCUUGAUUGAUUGCUUGUUGUUGUGUUUGCUAUUCUUGAUUGAUGAUGAAUUGCAGGCGUUGUUGCUCCUCAGCUCGUUGCCAGAAAGCUGGGAGACCUUGGUUGUAUCACUUAGCAACUCUGCUCCAGAGGGUAAGCUCACAAUGGAUGUUGUGAAGUCGAGUCUGCUGAAUGAAGAAGCUAGGAGAAGAGAUCUGAGUUCCUCCAGCUAUUCAGAUCAGGCUCAUGUUGCUGAGGUAGAGAGUCGUGGAAGACACAGACAUAGAGAGUUUGAAUCCAGGGGGAGAUCUAAAUCAAGAAGCGAAGUAAAAUGCUUCUAUUGUGAUAAACCGGGCCAUAAGAUAUCUCAGUGCAGAAAGAUGAAGCGAGAUAAAGCCCAGCAGAAAGAGGAAAAAGGUCAGACCUCUGAGAAGAAAGAGGAGAAAGACACAGCAGCCUUUGCAGAUGCGGAUGAUUUAUUUUUCGUGUGUGAUGACACUAACUUUGAUGUUGCUUUUCAGGAUUGUACUUGGAUCAUUGAUUCAGGUGCCUCAUGUCAUCUCACACCUCAUCGGGAGUUCUUCUCAUCUUACACUAGCGGUGACUUUGGCUAUGUCAAGAUGGGGAAGGGUGACAAAUCAUCUAAGAUUGUUGGGAUGGGCACUGUUUGUUUGAAGACCAACACUGGUUGCAGGUUGACCCUCAGAGAUGUGAGACAUGUUCCAGAGUUUUAGUUCAACCUCAUUUCAGCUGGAGGACUUGAUGGAGAUGGUUAUGUUAGCCGCCUUGGUGAAGGAAAGUGGAAGCUCACCAAAGGUUCUUUGAUCGUGGCCCGAGGUAAGAAAGAGAACAGGCUUUACGUGAUGCAAGCAAAGAUGUGUAGAGGAGAUCAGAACACUGCGCCCUCCACGGAUUUAUCGCACGAGAGGCUUGGUCACAUGCUUGAGAGUUGUCAGAAUAUCCUCCCUGAAGGUAAUAUUCCUUCUCUUUCCAUACAUUCAGAUCAUGGGGGAGAAGAAGGAGAAAAAUGUUGUGGUGAUGAUGUUACUCGUGAUGGUAAUGUACUUGAGCCACCUCAUUCCGAGCAUGGAGUUCCGCCACAGAGGGUUCCUCAAAUUGGUAUAUUUGAGAGAGUUUGCUACCGGGAAGAAGUGAUGAAGGUGCACCCAUGGUUUCAAGCCAAGCGAGAUGGAGUUAUAUCCUUGCUUGAUGGACGUGGUCAUUCCCUGGUAAAGUUGCAUGGAAGCAAGCGAGCACCCAAGAGCAAUCGGGUGUUCAAGUUGAAGAAAAGAGAGCGUUGCUCACAACCUACGCACUUGGCGCAGUUGGUUGUGAAAGGUUUGUAUGAUAUUUAUCAUCAUUAUGUUUUACCUCGCAUGUAGGAGUGAGGGGGAGAUUUGUUGGGGUAUCCCUCCUACAUGGAGGAAGGAGUUCCUAAACAAUAUACUUGGUGUUAAAAA